Molecule: messenger RNA, 2489 nt
Organism: Pseudo-nitzschia multistriata
Lineage: Eukaryota; Bacillariophyta; Bacillariophyceae; Bacillariales; Bacillariaceae
Source: the annotation of a GenBank genome assembly
GACUCACUUCGUUGAAAACGAUUAAGUUGUAGAAGCUACUUUCUCGGAUUAAGAUCGAGAUCAUACAAACAUUACACGCAACCUUUUCUCAGUUCCUGGCUUGUAAGGCGACGGGACAAUUGCGACAGCGAUACUGCCAAAUAAAAAUUGACAACUGCAAUCAGCACAAAUACGAAUAUGAGUUUCUUUGCGCUUGGACUUGGGGUGCUUCUGGUGCUCGACACCUUUUCCACAGUCUCUUCUGAAGACAUUUUCAUUAAUCCAUGGCAGCUUCGAGCUCCCAAUAUGCCGUACGAAAACCUCAAUGCCACUAUCAACGAUACAAUUACGUUUUUCUGGGACGACGAUGAAAACCACACCGUGUACAUCAACCCAACGGGAAACUGCGACGAUACGGGGAGCCUUCUCAUUGGUGAUUCCAGUCCAGCAAGUUACACCUUCACGGAAACCGAUGCUUUGAACACAACAUUGGGGGAUCCCGUGUUUUUUGCCGACAACCUUGCUCAACUAUGCGAGUGGGGGAUGCGAUUUUCGGUAGAUGUUUUUGAAGCCCCAUCCGCAUCACCAACCACAUUUCCGUCAGAAGAACCAACCAUAGCUCCCACCCUUUCUCCGUCAUCGACUCCUACCACAUCUCCCAGUGAACAACCGACCACUAGCACACCGUCAUCGACUCCUACCGAAACUCUCAGUGAACAACCGACCACUAGUUCACCGUCGUCGACUCCUACCGAAACUCACAGUGAACAGCCGACCACUAGUACACCGUCAUCGACUCCUUCUUUAGUGCCAUCUUCUACACCCUCCGACCAUCCGUCUGGGGUUCCGUCUGGGCAACCGACCCCAGCACCGACCGACUUGGCCAGCAAAGCACCAACGACUGCUCCAGUGCUCACUCGAGCUCCGACUGGUGCUCCUACUGCAACACCAACUAAGUCGCCAACCACCGCUCCGGUCGCUCCCGACGUACCAACCGAGCCACCGAGCGGCGGAGAAGUAGAACCACCUACAUCGUCCGAGGGAGAACGAGUUUCGAACACUAUCGAAGGAUUGCGAAUGGGCAUGGCGGGGAUCACGGAAAUGUCUCCUUCGGCCGAAACGGAAUGGCAAGAGCUAACGGCAUCCUUCAGCUCCUCGUUCGUUUUCAACGAUUUGAAAGACAAGGUUUCCAACUUUGUUACUACGUAUGAGGUGACUGGUGUGAGCCCAAUUACGGUCCAGCAAGGACGGCAGCUUCAGCUGCGUGCAAACGGAAACUCUCGACACCAACGCUCUUUGCAGGAACAGGGCAUCGUUGUAGAAUACACUCAAACUGUUGAGUACAACACGGUGGAUUUAUCAGAGUUCACUCCCGAGUUUCUGGUGACUGCUCCGUUUGCAACACAAGCAGAGAGAACUGCAUACGUGACACUGUUGAAAACUACGUCGACCACAGACUUGGCUAAUAUUAAGGGAGUCUCUGAAACACAACUGCCGGUUACCCCCCCUCCUACUUCUGCACCCGCGCAAAAAGAUGCAAUAUUGACUUUACCCGCGAUCAUCGGAAUUGCUUGUGGAGGUGCCGGUCUCCUAAUCUUAAUCCUUCUCUUCGCUAUAUACUGUAGAAAGGGGAGCGACGUUGGAGGCGAUGCCAAAAGCGCCGAUGAGCCACCACUCCACGUGGACGUCAAGGAAGAUGAAGUCAGCACAUUGGCGGGUCCCAAUGGACCUCCCACGUACGGAGACCAGAGGUACGUUUGCAUCUUCAAUGGGAUCAAUGAGAUGCAUUAUUUAGUAAUCGAUUACUGGUUGGUGAAGCUACAUCACAAAGCAAUGCUGUGUUUCCUAUCGUCUCGUUCCAAUAUCGAUGCGUGUUUACUUACAUAUUCUUGUUUGAAUUUGUCGAACGACAUCUUUCACCAUUUUUAGUGUUGCUACUAUGGACUACGAUUACUCAAAAGCUUACGGAGGAGCCGGCGACACAUCUGUUUCCUCGGCUGGAGGGACGUUUGGAUCCAACACACAAAAUCUCUCCCUUCCUGCCAAUGCAGCAGCAACCGGUGCGGCGCUUGGGGUAAUGGGUGACGAUGACGAGUCAUACAAUACUAAAUACGACGAUCCCAGAGCUGCCCAGGGCAUGGAAGAAGUCAUACACAUCUUUGCUCCACCAGGCAAGCUUGGUGUUGUUAUCGACACCCCCGACGAUGGAGCUCCUGUGGUGCAUGCAGUGAAGGAUACCUCUGUCAUUGCCGAUCGAAUCAUUGUUGGGGACAAGCUAGUGGCGGUCGACGACGAGGAUGUCCGGUCUAUGACAGCCAUCAAGGUCUCAAAAAUGAUCAGUCGAAAGGGCGCCAACCCGUCCAGAAAACUCACUGUUGUUCGCACCGUUCCGUUAGAAUAGGACGCAGUCGAAUCAGUGAACUAGCAAAGCAAUGCACGUCAUGACCAUCGACGCCACCACUUGUAAUUUGAUGGUGAUUACCACUGUUUUUGCGCUAUAUGUCAUGUGU